GAAAAGGCGUUUCAUCCUAACACACAAUCACACUCACAAGAGACCCGUGUAUCACUGAUCGAUUCACGUCCAAAGCCUGUUAAAAGCUGCGGUUCUGCCUGUCGAAGGACUGUGGACACUGCACAGCAUGGAUUAAUUUUUGUUUCUCAGAAACUGAACGCAGACGAGCAAGAAAAACAACAACAAAAACUGGGUGCUACACAGAGUGAUGUCGACAGGCAAGCAGCAAGAUAGUGAGGCGGCAACGCCUCUGUACGUAUAUGAAUCCAAAGUCCACUGUGCCAAUAUGAUGUUGUGCCUGGAGGAUCAACGGCGGCAGGGCAUCUUGUGCGAUGUGACUCUACUUGUAGAGGGCAGGGAGCUACGAGCACACAGGGCUGUCCUUGCAGCUUGUAGCCACUACUUCCUGCAAACUCUGCUGAGACACAGCUGGUCACCUGGUGAUGCAGAACUCAUCAUUAGCUUGCCAGACAAGGUGACAGCCAAAGGUUUCGCCCCACUGCUUCAGUUUGCCUACACCGCCAAGCUGAUUUUAAGUCAGGAAAACAUCCAUGAAGUAAUUGUGUGUGCGGACGUCCUAGGUAUCCAUAAUUUGGAGGACUCUUGCUUCCGGUUCCUUCAAGCCCAGCUUAAGAAUGACAGCCAACCUAACCAUAAUGGCAAGGUGGAAUACGAUGAUCAUAUCACAACAGAGAAUCCAAUCUUUUCUGAGGAAAUAUCCUGUUAUGAUUCUGCAGACACAAGGCAGCAGGACAGUCAUGUUCUUGCUGACCUGCCGCAGUGUCCAAAAUAUAAGAAAUAUCAGGAUGCAAUUUGUGACAACAAGCACAAUGUAGAGAACCAUCAUAUUAGUAAUGACAUUAUUUUGCCUAACCAUAACUCGAUUAGCCCUCUGAGCUCACACUUCACCGACAGUAGCGCUGUUCUGCAAACAUGUCUUACACCCUCCAGGAUCAAAGAAGAACCCUGUUUAUUUGAGGAAGAAGGAGAUGAAAGGAAUGACAGCAACUCAGACUUGUGUACUGAGGAGGUAUUGGAGAUGGAGUUAGAGGUAGAAGGGGUUCCAGUAGAAGAUGUGCAAUCUUCCAGCCAAGUAUCAUACUCUUCCUGUUUGCAUUCCUACCUCCAGAGAGGUGGUCUCAGCAGCAUGCCAAGCACCACCAUUCAGCAGCUACUAAGCAACCAACUGUCUCUCAACCAUUACAAAGAACUGGUCAUACAGAGACCACAAACCAAGAGGGAAUCUCUGGAUGAAGUUGACCUCAACACUGGCAUUGCCAAUGUGAUACCAGCAGCACUUACUGGUAUAAGUAGAAACCUUGAAAAUUCGGUGUCUAAGCAUGAAGGGAAGCUGGACAGACGCAGUGUCAUUUUCUCUUCUGUGCCUAUCAAGCAACAUAUGCUGUCCCAUACAUAUGUUGAUGAGGCCAUCUCAACCUUGAUGCAGGGGGAAUCCCUUCCCUCUAGUCAGUCAUUCCUUAUUACCAGCUGCCCCGUUUCAACGAAAACAUCAGUGGACUCUCCUACUACUUCUAAAUCAUGCAACCAGAUUUCCAGCCCCCGUGCCUCAUACUCUUACCCAGAGGAUGCAACCAUUUGUAGCUCAUCUUCCACUUCGUCCCAGUUUGACUUUUCCUCAUCGUCACAGUCAGGCUCAAUUUCUGGACUUCCUCACUGCCUGGCUGGGAUGGUGGAGCACAGGAAUCCCCACAAUGAAGUAGUCCUCACUCAGGAUUGCACAAAGAUUAAAUCUGAAAAGACAUUUAGUGCUAGUGGUGGGAACUCCAGUGAUGAAUCAGGCUCUUUCUCAGAGGGAGACAGUGAAAGUGGCACCUCUCGAAUCUCUGGACCUGAGGUGAAGCUGCCUUUUCCUGUGGACCAGAUCACCAACUUGCCACGCAAUGACUUCCAGAUUCUCAUCAAGAUGCAUAAACUGACCUCAGAACAGCUGGAAUUCAUCCAUGACAUCCGCAGGCGCAGCAAAAAUCGCAUUGCUGCCCAGCGCUGUCGCAAGAGGAAGCUAGACUGCAUCCAGAACCUGGAGAGCGAGAUUCACAAACUGGUACGUGAGAAGGAGAAGCUGCUUAGCGAGCGAAACAGGCUGAAGGUUUGUAUGUCCGAGCUGUUGCAGAACCUCUCUUUCCUCUCCCAGCAAGUGUGUAGGGAGGUGCAAGGCAGCCAGCCAUCACCCAUCUUUGCCAACAUUGAUCUCACAUCCAACCCCUCAUCACCUUCAACUGAGGACGGGUCUGUCCAACCCACGUCACCUGUGACCCAACAAAGUGAGGUUGCUUGUACAUCUAAUUUGGAUGCCAAUCAGGAGGGGUUAGAGGAUAGGCAGCCCGCAGAGGAAAUGUUGCCUUUAAGGCAGGAGGAUCCUGAGCUUUCACUAGUGCUUGAAUCUACUGACAAAGUAUGUAGCCCCACUGUAACAGUGGAUUUCUGUCAGGAGAUGACUGUGAAAUGCACAACAGAAGAACACAACAGACAAGACUGUGCUUAGAGUUUGGGGCUAAAUGACACAAUCUGUGCAUACUUUGAUAUUUAAAGCAUUUGUUUCUUUUCUGUUUUUUUAAAUGAAUGAUACCAGUAUUGUCUUUCAAUAUUGUUCAACAGGUAUUUUUUGGACUGGUAUAAAAUAAAAGCACUGGCAGCUUUCUCUCUCUUUCUGUGUUCCAUUGGAUUCUCUUCCUCUCUCAUGCAUCAUGGGAGGCUACACUCAGGAAUUCUACAGAAUGUACAGUAAUAUGCUUGUUAACAUAAACC
This is a messenger RNA of Pelmatolapia mariae (spotted tilapia), 2766 nucleotides long. RefSeq names its product transcription regulator protein BACH2-like. NCBI's taxonomy places the organism in Eukaryota, Metazoa, Chordata, Actinopteri, Cichliformes, Cichlidae. The coding region runs from base 209 to 2503 and encodes 764 amino acids. Gene Ontology annotation, molecular function: protein binding; DNA-binding transcription factor activity, RNA polymerase II-specific; RNA polymerase II cis-regulatory region sequence-specific DNA binding. Gene Ontology annotation, biological process: regulation of transcription by RNA polymerase II. The record is from RefSeq and is a predicted model, not a curated record. The transcript is spliced from 5 exons.